Tilletiaria anomala UBC 951 is the source of this 852-nucleotide messenger RNA. RefSeq lists its product as uncharacterized. The record is from RefSeq and is a predicted model, not a curated record. The transcript is spliced from 4 exons. Bases 1 to 852 code for a protein of 283 amino acids. Lineage: Eukaryota; Fungi; Basidiomycota; Exobasidiomycetes; Georgefischeriales; Tilletiariaceae.
AUGGCGAGCCAGGCGGUCUUCGAGCUGUUCGAGUCGUUCCGACUAGAGCUUCCUGAAAGCUCCCAACCUGGUCCAUCUGCGCAGCCUCCAUCCAAUUCUUUGGACGGCUUCUUUUACAUUCCCAAUUUCAUUUCCGAUGAGGAGGAACGCUAUUUGAUGGACAAGGUUGCGACGGCGCCGCUCCCUAAGUGGAAGACGCUGCAGAAUCGAAGCGGACGCGAACUCGGCAGGCUGCAAUACUGGGGCGGGCAGGUGCAGCGAGAAACGUUGAUCCCCGAGCCACUACCGUCGUUCCUGACGACGUACCCGCCACUGAUACAACGAAUCAAAGAGACGACUCCAGCUUUUGCUUCCAGCAAGCACGGCGAGCCAAAUCACUGUCUGGUGAACGAGUACCUUCCCGGGCAGGGCAUCAUGCCGCACGAAGACGGUCGCGCUUACUUUCCUUGCGUCGCGACCAUCAGCCUCGGCUCGCAUACCCUGCUCGACAUGUAUCGAUGGGCGCAGAACGAUGUGCCGCCAGAGGGCGAUCGCGGUGCGAGAGCACGCGAAGCGGAGCCUGUGUUUUCCAUCUUGCAAGAACGCAGAAGCCUGCUUGUCACGACCGGUGCCGCGUAUCAUGACUACCUGCACGGCAUCGCAGAACGGCAUACAGAUGCGCCCGAGCACCUCGCAAAGGUCGUCAACGUCGGGCGCCUUGCAGACAAGCGAAUCGAGCGCGUCAUCCACCGCGCAGCCGAGGGUAACGCACACGAAUCGCUCGCCCGCCAGACCCGGCUCAGCUUGACGUUUCGCGAUGUCGAAAGGGUCAGCAAAGGCUUGGGCGCCCUGCUCAGCAAAACGAAGCGAUGA